Messenger RNA from Peromyscus californicus insignis, 3801 nucleotides. It is a transcript of the gene Klhdc7b, whose product is annotated as kelch domain containing 7B. Lineage: Eukaryota; Metazoa; Chordata; Mammalia; Rodentia; Cricetidae. Gene Ontology annotation, molecular function: protein binding. The record is from RefSeq and is a predicted model, not a curated record. The coding region runs from base 1 to 3801 and encodes 1266 amino acids. The transcript has a single exon.
AUGCUCCAGGGCGCUGUAGACGCUGGUGGGCCCCUCUGGGGCUGGGAUGAGGAUGGAGAUGAUGACUGGGAUGGGGCCGUCCUCACCUUGCUGGCACUAGCUGUGGUAGCCGCCAUGGCACUGGCUCUGCAGUGGUUUGGCUCCAGGCAGGACCAGGAGGCACAAAGCUCAGCAUCCACAGCUCUGGGUGUGCAGCCCGCUCAGGCAGGAGGAGUCAGGUUGGCCCUGCACCCCAAGUCCAAGGACAGUGAUGCCACUGAGGGGCAGAGCAAAGGACAGGAGGAAGCAGAGGCUCCUGGAGAUGGCCAGAGAAGACCAGCUACAGCGAGGGCCCAGGACCCGGAGCCGUCAAGAGGCAGAAGUAUGGCCUCAGAUGCCUGGCUUUCACUCAAGACACCUGGAGAGGUGGCCAGCAGAGGGACCACCCCAGCCGCCCUGGGAAAGAAAAGAAGGGAGCCACCCGGGCCAGGAACUUCCUUUCAGGGUCACCAUGAAGCAAGGGAUAUUCCUGUCCCCAUCAUGAUCCGCUUUACCCCUCGAAGUCCUGAUAGCAAAACAGAGAUGCAGGUAGAGGCCAUUGGCACCUGUGGUAGAGGGGCAGCUCAGCAGGGCCCGGUCCAUACAGAGCAACCGGACACCAGCCCUUGGCACCUGCCCGUUGGGCCUCCCGGCCCGCCAGGGAGAAGCCUAGGCAGCUUGCGUAGGCGGCGUCGACGGCCCGGUGCCAGCUCAGGAGACAGACCCUGCCGUCCUCUAAAGCUGGACCCUCUUCGCCUGGGCACUGUGGUGAGUGUGUGGGAUGCUGUGGAUAUGGCAGCCGCGGCCAGCCAGGACAUCUGCACCAGCAGUUCCCUUGCAGGUCCCUCAUCGCUCCACUCAGACAGGGGGCUCAAGGGUCCUGAGGAAACAGGCCUAGCGGAUGUUAUGGAUGGUCGACCUCGGGUGGACUCCAAGGACGUGUGUGGGAGGAGCAGCCUUCCGCUCUCUCCCACCAGCACGGCAGGCUCAGGGGCUAAGGAUGGUGAGAGCAGAGAGCCUGGGUCCCCUACCCCUAGGGAGACUCAGGGGAGCCUGGCUGGUGAGGAAGCCUGGCCCCGGGAGAGUGGGGCAGCUGCUGUCACCAGCAACUUCAGCCCCUCCCAAGGUGCCUUGCCAGAAGAGCUGCACCCUGAGGCUUCUGAAGUGGACCGAAUCGCUGACCAGAGCAAGAUGGAGAAACUAAGAGAGGGCCACCUCCUUGGCAAAGGGAGAGGGUCCGGUCAAGGCGAGCAGAGAGCUGGCAGUCCAGCUGCUGCCCAGAGGCUUGUGCGUAUCACGGAUGUGACCAAGUCCACUGGUGGCCUCAACUGCACCCCCUCCCACAGCCUUCCAGCCUCUCCUCUGACCCGAGAAACCGAGCUGGUUCCAUCUUCUGCCACGGCGGUGCAUUCCAGCCCUGGGUUUCUCCAUGCAGCUUCUCCCCUUGCUCCUUUAAACAAUUUGCCCCUGGAAGUUAGCCAGGGUCCUUCAGGUGGUGAAAAUCGCAAAGCAGGGCUAGCCUCCCUUCCAACCCAAACUUUAGCCUCAGCAGGAGCCUCAGCUUCAGCCCCAGAAGCAACCCAAGUACCAUCCUUAACAUCACCCCCAACCCCAGCCCCAUCCUUAACCCCAGCCCCAGUUACAGCCUUAACCCCAAUCUCAACACCAACCCCAUCUCUAACAUCACUCCCUACCCCAUCCCCAACUGAAGCGACAGCCUUAACCCCAGUCUCAACACCAACCCCAUCUCUAACAUCACUCCCUACCCCAUCCCCAACUGCAGCGACAGCCUUAACCCCAAUCUCAACACCAACCCCAUCCCCAGCAUCACCCUCAACUCCAGCCUCUGCCCAAGCUCCUGCAGUGGACAGUGGGCCGAGGCCUAUGUCUAGUGGGUCUAGUGUGGGCCUGUCCAAGAGUUCCCUGGAAGGGCGAGUCUCAGCCAGCUGGGGAAACCUUAUUACCAUGGUUCUUAGAAGUCACCCCUUCCCUAGGCAAGAAAAGGCAGAUAGUAGUGCCCCAAGGGCAGAUCCUCAGAGUCCUGCUGGGCCCAGCACAUCCACAUACUUGAAAGAUGGACAGCCAGGUCCCCCCUCUGAAGGGGCCAUCUCCAGCCUCCAGGACAAACAUAGACCACCGUCGGUCUUAGUCACACCAGUAGGUUCAGAGGGCCUAGCUGAGGGUAGAUGUGAAACACAACCAGUGAGCAUGGAGACUAACGUGUCUUCCACUCCAGACCCUAGAGGAGACGGAACCAAGGAGAAAAGUCUAGACUCUCUGCCCCCAGCUGCAAAGCCUGUGGCUGUCUCACAGUUCCCUGGGCUGGCACGGCCUGCUCCUGGACCAUCUACUAUGAAGCAGGAUGCUCAGCCCAUCCCUCAGCCUCGGCAACGGAGGAAACGUAGCAUAGCUCAGAGCUCUGAACAGAUACUCACUCUCGAAGUACCCCAGCAGCCCCAGGGGCAGGUGCUAAAGGAGGGAGCCAGACCUGCAGGCGGCAGGGCAGUCCUCACAGAGAAGCAGAAAGAGACACAAAAGCUUAUGAUUUUUCUGCAGAAGCCUGGUAGUUGGGGAGUGGUGGACGGGCAUCAGAAGUCCUGCUCACAGGCUUCACAGCCUCCCACAACGAUGGCGCUGUGGCCCCCAAAGCUAGACCUAGGCAGCUGCUUGGAGGUUUUGGCUUUUGCCCAGCAGCAUGGAGAGUUGGGUUUAGCCCAGGAGACCUACAUCUUGAUGAGCAACAACUUGCUGCAUGUUCUGGGAGACCCACACCUCUACCGACAGCUGAGUGGAGCUGACAGGGAACGCAUCCUGAACCUGCGGACCUGCCAGGGCCAGACAGUGCUGGGGGUCCUUGUGCUGCCCAGCCUUUACCAGGUGAGCCGCUCAGGGCUCACAAGGGGCCCUCAUGGUGAGGAGGCUCCUGCAACCGGGCCUGAGCAUUUGCAUCUUCACACAUACCUCCAUGUGUUCAACCCACAAGAGAAUGUGUGGCGGCCCCUGACUCAAGUACCAGAGGAGGUCCCACUCCGGGGAUGUGGUCUCUGCACGAUGCAUAACUAUCUGUUUCUGGCAGGUGGCAUCAGAGGUUCUGGUACUAAGGCUGUCUGCUCUAACAAGGUGUUCUGCUACAACCCUCUGACCAACAUUUGGAGCCAGGUUCGGCCCAUGCAGCAAGCACGGGCCCAGCUCAAGUUGGUGGCUCUGGACGGGAUGCUUUAUGCCAUUGGUGGUGAGUGCCUAUACAGCAUGGAGCGCUAUGACCCACGCACAGAUACCUGGACCUUGAGAGCAUCCCUCCCUGAGGGCACCUUCCCUGUGGCCCACGAGGCUGUGGUCUGCCGAGGAGAUAUCUACGUCACAGGGGGUCAUCUCUUUUACCGCUUGCUCAGAUACAGCCCAGUCAAAGACUCAUGGGAUGAGUGCCCUUACAGUGCCAGCCACCGACGCUCCAGUGAUAUGGUAGCACUCGGGGGCUUCCUAUACCGCUUUGACUUGUUGCGGGGUGUAGGUGCUGCGGUGAUGCGCUACAACACAGUGACAGGGUCCUGGAGCCGGGCUGCCUCCCUGCCCCUGCCUGACCCUGCCCCACUCCACUGCACAGUACUGGGCAACACCAUUUACUGUCUCAACCACCAGGUCACAGCUACCUUCACAGUUUCGGAGGGGACUGCCCAGUUCCAGGCCAAGGAGCUGCAGCCCUUUCCCCUGGGAAGUAAGGGAGUCCUCUAUCCAUUCACUCUGACUUUGCCCCCCAAGACCUGGUUACAGACCACACUCUGA